AUGUGUGUUGGCAACAGCUCGGAGUUCUGCGCCACCUGCUCCUUCCUGCUGGAUGGGGUCGCCCACCACACCGUGGGCGCUUGGCGAAGUAACAAGAAGCUGGCGCAGCGUGAUGCUGCUGAGCGCACGCUGGGCCUCUUCGUGACCCGCUGGGCCUCGCUCAUCACAUUGGACGAGCUCGCAGGCACGCGGGGCAAAGAGGCCGUCCCCCAGGCGCGCAGCGAGGUGGAGCUCCUCGAGAAGUUCAGCAGAAGCGUAUCUGCUUGCAAGUCGCAUGGCGACGCCCCGGUGAGUUGGAGCCACAGGUGCGAGGACGGUGAGUAUCAAGCCUUUGCCGAAGUGCGUCUGCUGGAAGUGCCUCACACUUUUCCUGGCAGGAAGCAGCCGACCCUCGAGGCGGCCUACGAAGACUCCGCGCGCCGCGUGCUUUGGUACUUGCAGUGCCCUGGCUACGAGGACAUGUUUGAACCGGACGACUGCUACGUGAAAGCAGUUGCACAGGACAUUCCGGAGCCCAGCCCUUGCUGGAACAAGGAGGAGGGGCAUAUUGAAGGCCGCGAGGAGAAGGCUUCCGAGCGGAAGGCGGCGCAGGUCCGGAGCCGCCUUGGACAGGCCCUGGGCGUGGGCGCUGUUCCCGGCGUCCGGGGGUGUGGUCCUGGAGCUAGCGCGGCCUCGAGGACGAAGCCUGGCCUCCGCUCCGGGCCCCGGGGCACCUGA
Molecule: messenger RNA, 717 nt
Organism: Effrenium voratum
Lineage: Eukaryota; Dinophyceae; Suessiales; Symbiodiniaceae
Source: the annotation of a GenBank genome assembly